GACAGUGACAGUUACAAACGACAAGCUUUGUAGUUGAUUCAGUUUGUUGGUUAUUUAUCGUUGUUAUUUUACUAUACUUAUAUUUAAAGAGCCAAUAAAUAAUUAAUUUAACCAUGGCGGGUCAAGGGCAUCAGUUCCCUGGAAAUUUCCAGGCGAAUGCUGCUGGUAUGCGUUCUGGAUUCGGCGCCGGACCCAUGACCGGACAAAUGCAGGCUAUGCCGAAUCAGUUAGCAGGAGUGAUGGGAGGUCCCAUGGCUAACACUGGUGGUAUGGUGGGCAUGGGUAAUCAAAUGGUGCCAUCCUAUGGGGCAACCAUGCAGAAUCAAAUGGGAAACAUGGGAAUGGGACCACAGGGUAUGGGAGUAGGAGUUAACGCAGGGCCUGGUACCGGUAUGGUUCCUCAACAAGUUCAACAAUCAGGCAUGCAGACAGGUGUUCCAGUGUCAAACAACACAGCCCCUCCACCAGCACAGCCACCAGCUGCACAACCGCCACAGAACAAGGAGUUCAACACCGCAUCAUUGUGCAAAUUUGGACAGGAGACUGUGCAAGAUAUUGUGAGCAGAACACAGGAUGUUUUCCAGACUUUAAAAGCAAUUCAGCCGCCAAAUGGUACACACAGUGGUGAAAAUACAAGUAAUGAAAAGAAGGCCAAGAUGCAGGAACAGCUGCGCACAAUCAGACUCCUGUUCAAGAGACUGCGACUUAUAUAUGAGAAGUGUAAUGAGACUUGCCAGGGCAUGGAAUAUACUCACAUGGAGAGUCUUAUACCACUAAAGGAUGAAGCAGAGAAUAAGGCGUUGGAUGAGAGACGGAACACUGAAUCAUACAGGCUAGCAUUAGAGGAGAAUAGGGAAUUGACAGAACAGGUGGUGUUAAAAAAUAAACAAUUGAAGGAAGUGAUAACAAACUUGAGGACUAUUAUAUGGGAGAUUAACGUUAUGUUGACGAUGCGGCGGUCAUAACUUAGUGUAUUAUGUAAUGAAUAGGUUAUUCAAUAUUAAAUGUAUCUGAAAUUUUCAUGUAGUCACAAUAACAGGUUUUGAGUUCUUGUGAAUCACACCUGGUUUAUGAAACAGAUCCUUUUUAGGACUUUUCAGUGCAAGUCUUGUGUUUCCUGCUGCAUUCUUUACAGCAGAAGUUUUGAUUAAGGAAAGAUUUAGCUUCCACUACCGCAGGGUGUUCGCCAGUAUCAGAGACCUUAUAGGCGCUCCUAUUUUUUUUUGGCACUACCGCUCCUUUAUGGACCCUUAGGCACGCUCUCACGGCACCUCUGCAAUAUGGCGCCCCCUAUGCACUUGAAUAAUACGGCUCCAUAUGACGUAAUUGGUUUGCUUGACAGGUGAAUAACCUGUGCAAAUGGUUCGAUUCAAAACUGCUGACUGGAGUGUUUUAACGCAUGUUUACAUGUGGUUUCAGAUGACCUACUUCUGGAAAUUAUAUUGCGUCAUACAAAUAGGCAUUUCAUCAAUGUGUGAAAUUAAUAAACAGUGGUGUUAUUUUACUUGAAAGAUAUUACUUUUGUACUGUAAAUGGACAUCUGAAUGUAAUUGUAAAUAGUUACUGGUACUGAUGCACAAUAUUAGGUGAUGUCAAUGGUUUGUAUAAGAUGUAGAAUUGAAUGAGUUACUAUUGUGCGGACUGUACUUUAGGACUAAGGACUGUUGUACUUGUAUUAUAGAUAGAAUCAAUUUAAAUAUAAGAAUAUUUUCUAGUA
Molecule: messenger RNA, 1717 nt
Organism: Spodoptera frugiperda (fall armyworm)
Lineage: Eukaryota; Metazoa; Arthropoda; Insecta; Lepidoptera; Noctuidae
Gene: MED30
Product: mediator of RNA polymerase II transcription subunit 30
Exons: 8
Coding region: 114-965 (283 amino acids)
Biological process (GO): positive regulation of DNA-templated transcription
Cellular component (GO): mediator complex
Molecular function (GO): transcription coregulator activity
Source: RefSeq, a predicted model, not a curated record